Messenger RNA from Zingiber officinale, 1114 nucleotides. RefSeq names its product WUSCHEL-related homeobox 8-like. The transcript is spliced from 3 exons. The coding region runs from base 48 to 719 and encodes 223 amino acids. Gene Ontology annotation, molecular function: DNA binding; DNA-binding transcription factor activity. The record is from RefSeq and is a predicted model, not a curated record. NCBI's taxonomy places the organism in Eukaryota, Viridiplantae, Streptophyta, Magnoliopsida, Zingiberales, Zingiberaceae.
CUUCUGCCUCCUCUCACUCAUCCUCGCUCGGAAGCUGUGGAUUCAAGAUGGAAAAUACAGCUCUGUGUGGGAAGGUUAUGACGGAUGAUCAGAUAGAGACAUUGAGGCGGCAAAUCGCCGCCUAUUCCACCAUCUGCGAGCAGCUCGCGGAGAUGCACAGGGAAACCACGCUGCGCCAGGAAUCCUUCACAGGAAUGGGAAUGACUUCUUUGUACUCGGACUCUGCAAUGGCAUGUGGAAGCUCCAAGAUCUCUGCGAGGCAGCGCUGGACGCCGACGCCGAUGCAGCUUCAGAUUCUGGAGAGCAUCUUUUACCAAGGGAGCGGCACUCCGAACAAGCAGGGGAUCAAGGACAUCACCGCCAAGCUCGCCGAGCACGGCCAGAUUUCUGAGACAAACGUCUACAACUGGUUCCAGAACCGAAGGGCUCGGUCUAAGAGAAAGCAGGCGAAUCCAACACAAAACAAUGCGGAAUCCGAAGAGGCCGAGUGCCUCAAUGCCAAGAGAGCCAGGACUGAGAAACUGGUUCCCCAGAGCAGUAAUCUAUCCCCUGUAAGCGAUGAUCACCUGUUUCAGGAUGUCAGCUCCGAGUUGCGAUUCGUCGAUCAGGAUCACGGUGGAAGCCGAGCUGUGUAUUCGUUCAUCGAUGCUUCGAAGGUUGCCAAUGGUUCCGGGGGCAUGGCUGUCUUUGGCAAUUCUUGGUCGAAUCCAAGCUGGUGAAUAUGUCGUAAAUCUGUUGAUAGAAGCUGAAGGAACACAAGAUCGCUGGUCCAUUUAUGAAGUUUCUUUGUGAAUUUUCAAAAGGUAAUAGAAUUCCUUUUGUUUGUUCUUCUUCUUCAUGGUUCUAAUUUGAAACAGUUUUAACUUUUUUUAUUAUUUCUUUUUCGUUUUGUUCAAAGAGGGGAUACGAAAUACUAGUGUGUGGUUGUUUUAAGUGGGUUUGUUCAUGUUGAUGUGAAGCAUGUAAUCAUUAUUUGUGGCACUGAUUGUUGAUCAGUUUCGAGUUAUGGUGCCAUUGUUAGGUUAAAAUAAUUGACUGUGUUCAUAUAAUCACCUUGUCAUUCAUACAUCAAUAUAAACUAAAAAUUAAUCCCAUGAGAAAGUUAACCAAAAUG